Messenger RNA from Entelurus aequoreus (snake pipefish), 5378 nucleotides. RefSeq names its product unconventional myosin-XIX. Bases 169 to 3057 code for a protein of 962 amino acids. Lineage: Eukaryota; Metazoa; Chordata; Actinopteri; Syngnathiformes; Syngnathidae. The record is from RefSeq and is a predicted model, not a curated record. The transcript is spliced from 24 exons. Gene Ontology annotation, molecular function: microfilament motor activity; ATP binding; actin filament binding. Gene Ontology annotation, cellular component: vesicle; actin cytoskeleton; myosin complex. Gene Ontology annotation, biological process: actin filament organization; vesicle transport along actin filament.
UUCAGGAGCAUGAAAGGCAGUCCGGCUGGCAGGCCGACGAACGAGGCGUCCUUGAGGAGUUUUAGAUAGUUAUGGCAAAAGUUGUGUUUGAUUAUACUCUUAAAUUUUGUUAUGUAUUGAGAACUUAAUCAUACGUUACAGUUCCCUGGCUGAACAAACGCUAAACCUAUGAGUUCUGUGAGCGGCCGACGUCACACUGCUGCGAAAAAUAGCAAUGGAAGUGAAGCGGUGCAAGGAUUUGUCCAGAAGGUGUAUUCCUCUGAUGGACACCUUCAUGAUUCCCUGGAGGACGAAAUGAUUGCCUUCCUCACUGACGAUGAAGCCCAACUGCACACAUAUGAUGAUCUCACCAAAGUCAACCCAGUGACACCAACAACAGUUCUGCUAUGCCUGCAGGCCAGAUAUGGAAUGAAGGUGUUUUACACCCACGCUGGCUGCACCUUGGUGGCUCUUAACCCCUUCCAGUCUGUUCCUAACCUUUACUCCCUGGAUACGAUGACAGGCUAUCACUGUACUCCCAAGCUGAAGGAGUCUAAGCCACAUAUCUUUAUCGUGGCAGAGGAAGCCUACAGAAAUGUUAAGGGUCAGUUGGGGCCUGUGGACCAGUCCUUGGUGGUCAGUGGGGAGAGCGGUGCUGGGAAGACAUGGACCUCUCGCUGCCUGAUGAAAUACUACGCCACGGUUGCAGCUUCCUCCUCCGUGUUGGAGAGUCAGGACACUGUAGAGAGGAUAGAGAGGAGAGUUCUGGACUCCAACCCCAUCAUGGAAGCUUUUGGCAAUGCGUGCACACUCCGCAACAACAACAGCAGUCGCUUUGGAAAGUACAUCCAGCUCCAUCUUGACAGGUGUCAGCUGCUUGUCGGGGCAUCUGUGCAAACAUAUUUACUGGAGAAGACCAGAGUGGCCUGCCAACCUGCUAAUGAAAGGAACUUCCACAUCUUUUACCAGAUGAUGAAAGAGGGCACUGACGCCCAGAGAAAGGAGUGGAAUAUACCACAUGGACACCGCUUUGUGUGGCUGCCAAAUGUUGAAAAGAGCAUAGAAGAGGAUUCUUUCUACGAGACUGUUGACGCUAUGGUCCACAUGGGUAUUGACACCGAGAGGCAGAGACAGAUAUUCAGGAUAUUAGCGGGUAUUCUACAUCUGGGGAAUGUAAAAUUCUUCCUUUCAGCAGAUGAAUCACAGCCAUGCACCAUUAAGGAACAGUCCAAAGAGUGCUUGCAGAGAGCAGCUGAACUAUUGCAAUUGGCUGCAGAUGAGCUUGAGAUGUGUCUAAGUGUGAGGACUCUCAAAGCAGGGAAACAUAGCGUACACAAGCCUUGUUCCCAGGCGGAGUGUUGCGUGAGGAGAGACUGCCUGGCCAAAGUCAUCUAUGUCCAAUUAUUUGAAUGGCUUGUGACAUUUAUCAACAACAGCAUUUGUGCUGACAAAUCAACUUGGUGCAACUUCAUAGGUGUUCUAGAUGUUUAUGGCUUUGAAUGUUUCCAAACCAACAAUUUGGAGCAACUGUGUAUCAACUAUGCCAAUGAAAAACUGCAGCAGCACUUUGUGGCGCAUUAUCUUCGAGCUCAGCAGGAGGAAUAUGUGUCAGAGGGAUUGCAGUGGUCCUUCGUCAAAUAUCAAGACAACCAGAGCUGUUUGGACCUUCUCGAAGGAAGCCCUAUCAGUGUGUUUUGUCUUCUCGAUGAGGAGAGCCGCCUUAAUCGAGCCUCUGACGCCAAGGUACUCAGGAUUCGUUUGGAGAAGGAGCUCAGUGAUAACGGCAGCAUCAGCUGGGAUAAAUUCAGCAAGGUGCCACACUUUACUGUGGCCCAUUAUGCUGGCAAAGUCAACUACAAGAUACAAAGCAUGGUGGAAAAAACAAGGUUAGACCCAGUGGCACCUGAGAUCAUCAGUAUACUUCAGAAGUCUGGCAAUCGCCUGCUUCAGCAUAUUUUUAUAGAAAAAGAGGGCGAGCAUUCACCAAACAGGGCCCUCAGUAAAGUCACUGUAGUCUCCAAGUUCAAGAACUCCCUGGAGCGCCUCAUGAGCAUCCUGCACACCACCACUCCUCAUUACACGCGCUGCAUUAAACCCAACUCAGACUGUAAGCCGUUCAUCUUCAAGAAAGAGGAGGUGAUCAUACAGUUGGAGGCUUGUGGGAUAGUGGAGACCAUCCAUAUAAGUGCUGCUGGCUUCCCUAUUAGAAUUCCUUUCAAGUGCUUCAUACAACGCUAUGGAGCCAUUUUGAAAUGCUCAAAUAUCAAGUCACAAACUCCUAAUCUUGCCCAGGUUGGAAGCGACAAUGACUUUCUUCUGCAGGAGGUGCAGAAGGUCCUUGACCUGGUGUUUCAACACUCAGCACACAAUGUUAAAGGGGAACACCAAUCUUUGGUGCACUGUGGAAGAACUAAAGUGUUUCUCACACAGUUAAUGCUAGAUUUAUUGGAAGAUAAGAGGAAGACGAUCCUCUCAAAGUGUGCCUUCUCCAUUCAGUGCUGCUGGAUGCGAUACCAGCGCCGCAGACGCCAUGAGCGACAUCGUUCUGCUACUCUGAUCCAAGCAGUGGUGAGGUCUUGGCUUGUAAGGAGGAGGGUCCAGAGAUGGGAUAGAGCAGCCGCAUCUAUUCAGAAAUCCUGGAGGAAGUGGAAGGCACUCCUGAAGUGUUUAGCUGAAGCCGAGCUGGAUAAUGCAGAGGACUUCAUGUCAGAAGAUACCCCUGUGAUUAGGGAACGGGGAUCAGUGCAGCUCUCAACCAUCCAGGAACCCGUCAUGGUCCAAGGCUGGCCCAUGGGGCUGGCUUUGGCGUCCGCCCCGUCUAUCACAGUGUCCCUGACGGCCACAGGAUUCCAGAAGAUGAAGUCUGUGGUGGCUUCCCUAAAACUGCCCUCCAGGAGAGGAGAAUAUAAGGUGGAGACCAACCAAAACAUGCAGGGGGUCGCCUCCAUUAGGGCUCAACCAAAGGGAUCUGUAAAACUGCACUGCCAGCGGUCGCCCCUUCUCUACGCAGACAUGCAGCCUGAGCUGAGAAACGGCGUGACAGGCUUCAAUGAAAUCCUGCUCGAGAAGACUCUAUAGCAGAGGAGUCCAAACUUUGUCCACUUUCAUACAUCGUGUGCGCUAAAACCAAUCCAAUUUAGGUCAAUAUACAGCAGCUGAAGUAUUUAACACAUUUUCCUCAUUAAUUAUAUUUCCAAAGUGCUAUUGACAUAAAAAAAUCACCAGAUGUUGGAAACAACCCAAGUAAUACAUACAUACAUACAUACAUACAUACAUACAUACAUACAAAGACGAGAAAUUAAGUUGUUAUAAUGUGAAAUGACACAGGGAAAAAGUAUUGAACGCGCCUACUGGUUUCAUGCAAUACUUUGUACAAAAGCCUGUUUGCCUCCUGUAUGGAGAAACUAGUCGCAUGCUUUCCUCCUCCACACAAGUAGUUGGCUGUAUGAUUUGGAUCAUUAUCCUGCUGGAAUGUCCACCCUUGUUUCAUUUUCAUCAUCUUCGUAGAUGGCAACAGAUUCUUGUCAAGAAUGUCUCAGUACAUUUGCCCAUUCAUCGUCUCUCCAACAAUGUGAAGUUUACCAGUACCUGAAAUGCAACCUACACCAUCAUGUUCCCACCUGAGAACUUCACUGUUGGUAUGAUGUUUUUAGGAUGAUGUGCAGUACCAUUUCUCCUCCCAACUAGGUGUGCAUUAUGGCAUCCAAACAGUUCAAUUAUGGUUUCAUCAGACCAGACUAUAUUCUCCCAGUAUUUAACAGGCUUGCCCAAAUGUUGUUCAGCAAACUGUAAACGCGCUUUGACAUGCUUUUUUUUUUAGCGAUGGGGUCUUGGGUGCAUACAGGCCAUGGUGGUAGAGUGCAUUACUCAUUGUUUUCCUUGUGACAACAGUACCUGCUAAUUCCAGGUCUUUUUUAAAGCUCUCCACGGGUGGUCCUUGGCUCUUAUUAUUCUUUGCACUCCAGUUAGAAAUUUUUCCAGGAGUACCUGAUCGAGGCAAAUUUAUUGUGGUAUGAUUGGCUUUCCACUUACCGGUACGUAUUAUGGCCCCAACCGUGCUCACUGGAACAUUCAGAAGCUUAGAUAUGCGGCUAUAACCAAUGUCAUCGUUCUGUUUUGCAAUUAAUUUGCGAUUGUCUUGAGACAGAUCUUUGCUCUUACCCAUCAUUAGACGUGUCUUGACAUAUUAUCACACACAACUUGAGUUCUGAGCUUAUUUCUUCUACUUUCAUUGUCUGUAAGGAUUACUUGGGUUGCUCCCAACAUCUGGUGAAAUGUUCUAUUCAACAGCACCUUUUGAAAUAUAUUUAGCGAGAAAAAUGGUGACGUGUUAAAUAGUUAUUUCAGCUGCCAUAUGCUAUCUGAACAAAACAUCCACGUAUUAGCUUUGUGUUGGUGACAAAGCAAAUUAGUUUAAUAUCUAAUCAUAUUCCUCAUUGAAUUCAUUAUUUUUUAUAAUAUGUCUCACAUUGGACAGCUCUGCUCUAUACUUACACUAUAGUAUGAAAUGUUUCUUGUAGUAAAACAGCCAGUCCCUCCAGGACUUCGUGAUGUUGCGAUCGUGCCAAUUCAACCAUCUACCCAUCCAUUUUGUGUCGCUCGGCCCUUUCAAGGUUGCCUUGGUGGGGUUGGGGAGAUUGGAUGGAGCCUCUGAGCUGUGCUCAAACUCGCGCAUCUACUAUCUAAUCAAAAGCAAAUCAUCUAAUUUUGGUAUUAAUGGAAUGCCACAAGUAAUAUUUGAAUGAGUGUAGAGUGUAUGUUUGUGUCCCAUGUGAAGGGAUGAGUUGAGUUUAAGAUGUCAGUGCUGCCUUCAAUUGAUUCUAUGGCUCCGAUCAGUGUCAUUUGUUAAAAGCAACACAUAUCACUCAGGGGCUGUUAUAUGAUUCACACGCACACUGUAAACCAAUUACGGUAUUUUGCUUUUAUAUAUUAGCACCAAAAUACAGUACCCGUAUUGCAUGUGUUGCACAGCAAAAGCAAAGAUUGCACAUUCAGAGAACACACCUGUUCAAUUAUAGCAAUGUGUAUUUGAAUCAUGGAGAAAAAAAUGUUGGGGUUUAAAAUAACUGCUGCUUUUAAAUAUGCACACCGUGGGAAUAUAUGCAAAUAUUGUUUUACACUUGUAUGUGAGUAAAGUUUUUUUGUCAAAUUAAAUGGAUUUUCUUUUUUGUAAUUGAAAUACACUGCAGUACUGUAGGUUAUUACUAAGCAUACAGACACGAUUAUAAGGGUGUGUGUACACAAAAGAUUAUAACCAAGAAAAUGAACCAUGUAAUUUUUAUUUGCUUUGAUAAAAAAACAACAACAAUGCCUUUUGUGCAUCCUUUUAUUUUCUAUACAAAAUACAAAUGUGCUCCCCAACACAAAAUCCAAUAAAUACAGUACAGAUUUACCAGUCC